Carassius auratus (goldfish) is the source of this 1413-nucleotide messenger RNA. Its product is annotated as Fc receptor-like protein 5. The transcript is spliced from 5 exons. Gene Ontology annotation, biological process: cell surface receptor signaling pathway; immune response. Gene Ontology annotation, cellular component: external side of plasma membrane. Gene Ontology annotation, molecular function: transmembrane signaling receptor activity. Bases 1 to 1413 code for a protein of 470 amino acids. The record is from RefSeq and is a predicted model, not a curated record. NCBI's taxonomy places the organism in Eukaryota, Metazoa, Chordata, Actinopteri, Cypriniformes, Cyprinidae.
AUGUGUUCUUGUUCUCCUGCAGAUCUGAAGCCAAAGCCUGAACUCACAUCAGAUCCUGCAGGAGCUGCACUGACAGGAAACACAGUGACUUUGAUCUGUCACAUGAAUCCAGCCACUGGAUGGGACUUUUACUGGUACAAACACACACUGCACUCAGAGACGAAGACACAAACAAACUCCUACAGAGUGAAGAUUGAUUCAGUGUCUGCUGGAGGCCAGUACUGGUGUAGAGCUGGAAGAGGAAAACCAGUCUACUACACACAAUACAGUGAUGCACUGUGGGUAAAUGUUACAGUGAGUCCUAAAGCUGUGGUGACGGUUCGACCUGAUGAACAAGUGUUCAGAGGAGAAACAGUCGCUCUCAGAUGUGAUAUAAAGUGGAGAGGAGACACUGAGUGGACGUACAGAUGGGAAACAGAGGGAACAAGCUACCAAUAUAACUCAAUCUCAACACAAGAGCUGAACAUCAGCAGUGUUAAAGACUCUCACAGCGGUAAAUACAGCUGUAGAGGAGAGAUGGGAACACAACACUCUCAGCGCAGUGAUGCUGUUACACUGACUGUAUCAGCUGAAGCUCAGGCAGCAGUGCGAGUGUCUCCACAGCCGUGGCUGACUGAAGGAGACUCAGUGACUCUGAUCUGUGAGGUUACAGGCUCCUCUACAGGCUGGACGUUCAGCUGGUUCAGAGAUGAUGAUCGUCUGUCAGACAGCAGCAGAGGAGCUGGAGGCUCUUACACUCUAAGUCCUGCUGCUCUACAGCACACAGGAGUUUAUACGUGCAGAGCAGAGAGAGGACGACCGGCCUAUUACACAAACUACAGUAACACACAGACACUGUGGAUCACUGGUCAGGGGUCGCCGGUCUCUCUGGUGGUCCGUCCCAGCAGAAGUCAACACUUCUCGUCUGACUCUCUCUCUCUGAGCUGUGAGGAUCAGAUGAACUCUGCUGGAUGGACAGUGAGAAGAUACACAGACAGAAACACAGAAGACUGUUCAAAACAAACAGGAUCUACAUGUCGACUCGUCUCUCUCAGCACAACUGACUCUGGAGUUUACUGGUGUCAGUCUGAAUCUGGAGAGAAACGUCAUCCUCUCAACAUCACUGUACACGAUGGUGAUGUGAUUCUGGAGAGUUCUGUUGAUCCUGUGAUUGAGGGAGAUACUCUGACUCUACACUGUUUACAUCGAUCUACAAACUCCUCGAUCCUCAGAGCUGAUUUCUAUAAAGACGGAUCCCUCGUCCAGAGUCAGACGACAGGAGAGAUGAGCAUCACGACUGUCUCAGAGUCAGAUGAGGGUUUCUACUACUGUAAAACAGAGAGAGGAGAGUCACUCCACAGCUGGAUCUCAGUCAGAGGUCUGGGAAUAAUCAGUGAUUUAUGUACCUUUAUAAUAAUAUCAUACAGUAUGUGA